Molecule: messenger RNA, 2936 nt
Organism: Lymnaea stagnalis (great pond snail)
Lineage: Eukaryota; Metazoa; Mollusca; Gastropoda; Lymnaeidae
Source: the annotation of a GenBank genome assembly
UCAGAAAAACUUUCAGACAUCUCCAGCUUGUAAAGUGAUAUUUGUGGAAUUAUUCAAAGUGUAAACAUUCUAAUCCAUCAGUCAAAAGUAUGACAUUUGGUCACGUGUUCUGAGCUGCAUUCCACAACGGUGCGAGACAAAUCAUUGCUGUAAUUCCCGUGCACAGAUUCCCCCGUACCUGAAUAUGCUGCUUGCGCCCAGACAAGAAGAUUACUAUAGCAUAAACAAUAACAACAUGAACCUCAGUCCACACCAUCGGGCCAGCAGUGACCGGAACAGCCUCGCCUGCCAGCUGUCUGGUCAGCUCAUGGCCAACGCGUCAAAAUGCUACUCUCCACGCCCGGCGCAAAGGCCUAAAAUCCCACCGCACAUCACGAUAUGCCCGCCGGAUUCCGCGGACGGACAGGACGUCAUGAGCUCCGCCUACCUGCAGGACGACGACCUUGAUAAUGACGUGUUCCGGUCUUCGUCGCCCAGCCAAUCGUCGUCGUCGUCGUACUCGGAUGAAAAGCACGAGGUGUAUUCCGGUAGGCUGUACUUGAUUCGUCAAACCGGCGGGCCCGACAGCGCGUCACCGUCUGCGUCGCCAAAAGGCUCACCCUCGAGAUCCCCCUCCUCGUCGUUUCAGUUUCGAUUAUCGUCCAACUCCACGUCACCGCCAUCCUCCUCCUCCUCCCCGAAAUCCUCCCCCAGUCGCAAAAUGCAGGUGUUCGUGAAAGUUUACCGGUGUAACAAUGACCACUUCGCCAUAAUCUCCCGCGACUGCCUGUACACCAGCAAGCCGGUCUACAUCAACAUGCGCCACUGCCGCGUCAUCCCGGGGGACUGCCUCGGCCGGUUCAUCGUCGCGGGCAAGUGCGACUCCGGCAACGUGAUCGAGUUUGAAACUCUGGAACUUUCUUCCCUGGAGCAGUGGCUCGACGCCUUCCAGACGCUCACGCCGCCGGCGUCGCCCAACAGGGUGGUUGGAGGGGGCGGGGGGAGCACGGGGAGCUCGACGAACAGUCCAUCCGUUCCCAGGAGUCCGGCCUUGCCCACCCUGGCAGAGACUGAUGAGGAGGAUUGAGGCGUGGGGAGGAGAACACUUUUUUUGCAUUUGUUGACUGUGAAUGAGGUUUAAAGGACAUAAUGAUUGUUUCUGUCCAGCCUACAACCAUGGCCUGUACUGGCAGCAAAGUUACAUCAGAAACUGACAAUCGGAAAAGUCCCCCCAUUUCCUGCAGCUAUCAGCAUCGGUCUGUCACAACUUCAAGGGCUGGAGCUCAGCUAGAUAUCUGGACUCUGUAGCCUGAGAAUUUCUGCAACGCUUUAUUUUUUUCUCUCGCAAGUUCGGUAAUGUAUCAUUAACUGGUUCAAGUUACUGUUACUGCAAGAGUUUCAUCCCUUGGUUUAUGGGCUGGAGAGACUUGCGACCAUUGAUUUCCGGCAGCGAUAAGAGUUAUCUUAAUUGACUGACUUGUACAAGAGUUGCGGCUACCAUUGAGAUGUGGGUGAAUCUAAAUAUAUUUGUAGAUCUUUAUAUUUUGUUAACUAUUUUAGGAUCCUACUGACCUCUUGUUGACAAAAUAGCUGUAAUAAAAUGUAUGUGCAAUCCAUUGUGACAUAAGGGCCCAGCAGCGAGUUAAUGUAGGUUUUUAUGGUAUGCCAUAAGCCAUAAUGGUGAUGUACUUUUGUGACAGGAGAGAAAUGAACUUGGUAUCAACGUAAUGCUGACGUUUUUUUUUUCCACGACAGCUUCCUGUGAUUCUCUAAAUGUGAUUCUGUGCAACUAUUUUGCAUUGUAUUCUAUCCCUUUAUUUAAAUAUUGUUGCAAUGUGAUUUUGCAUCAUGCAUUGAACAUGUAAAGCUAUUUAUUGCUUGCCGUGAAGCUGUUUCACUGCGCGCUGUAUUGAACUUGUACAGCUGUUGUGUAUUAAGUAUUGCAUUCAGCAUACAGCCAUAAACUUUAUUGACUGAUUCACGACAAGAGCUGCUUUUAAAAAAAAAUGUUUUAAGUUCCGUAACUCUGUACAACCAAAUGAGACAUUUCAUGUGGUUUUAUUUUGGUUACUCCUUAUGCUCAUACUUAUUCAAGAUCGUUAAUUUAUGGUUUAAAUAAAUGCUGAAAUUGUUGACUCGGUGGUUCAGAAUAAUAAAUAAUCUUGGAUUUUUAAGUGAGUCUUGAAUGUGGUUGUUGGUUUUGGCUGCACUGUUUGUUGGGGAAUUUUGGAGAGGAGUUGAGAGGGUGCGGGUUCUUGAUGACGUUACCCCGUGGGAAAAAAUUACUCGAAAAAUUAAGCAGGGUAUUUCUUUUAUUUCUACAAUUAAGAUUUAAAAAGUUGACGAAGUCGGUUGCUGAAAAUGAGCUGAAGCAUCGGAGGAACCGGAACGCAAAACAUGUCUCCAUCUUUUUUAUUCAUGGAUACAAGCAGUUUUACUUAAAUAUUUUCUUCCAUUUAUUUUCCAAACCAGGGAAAUAGAUCAACUGGAAGGAUUAAAGAGAAUUAUAUAAACUGCAUUGCUUAGAGAUAUAGAUUAAACUGGUUGGAUUAUAGGGAACUAGGUAAACAAAAAAAAUAUGGAUUAUAUAAAAAGUUAACUGGAUCGAUUGCAUAAAGUGUUAAAAUUCCAAAUUAAAAAUGUUACUUGUAGAUCAGAUUAGGACUAUUAAAGCUUAAGUAUAUUCAGAUAUCAAAACAAUAAGUGAUCAAGUCCCAUCUUACGGGUGAUUAGGACUAUUAAAGCUUAAGUAUAUUCAGAUAUCAAAACACCAAGAGAUCAAGUCCCAUCAUACAGGUGAUUAGGACUAUUAAAGCUUAAGUAGAUUCAGAUAUCAAAACACCAAGUGAUCAAGUCCCAUCAUACGGGUGAUUAGGACUAUUAAAGCUUAAGUAUAUUCAGAUAUCAAAACACCAAGUGAUCAAGUCCCAUGAUACGGGUGAUUAGGACUAUUAAAG